AUGGCGACAGCAUCAGGGCCAGAAAGCCAGGCAGCUGGCCCAUCGAGAUCAUCAUCUAGCGCCGACCACCAGAGCUUGCCUCCACUUUCCGACCUGUUUGCUCGGUCCUCGAAGCGUGCCAGGCUGCUCUUUCACAUCGAUGACGGCUACGACUUUGACAACUUUGGCGACGCUUCGGCUUUUGAGCCUGCCAAGACGCAUCUCGCUUCCAAGAUCAGCUCCGAGUAUGCAGAUGCAAAGGUACUCCCUGCUGCCAUCUUGGCUCAGCAACAGGCUGCAGCCGGUCCCAUGCGUCCUGGCGCACCGAACUCUUCAGCAUCCGCAGCAGCGGCAGCGGGUCGAACUGUCAAGCGCAGAGGAGAGGAGACACAUCUUUCGAGACUGAUAGACCAAUUGGAUGGAGGCUCUGCACCGUUGUCCGGAGCUGUAGGCCCUAUCGCUCCCUCCUCGCCCAGUCAAGCUCUCACCAUUCGAAGCAAUGGCAUCGCGCAUUCCGCAGGACCCUCCUCUUCCUCUGCAUCUCCAUCAAACUCGUCUGCUCUGGCACUGCACCGCGGUGGUACGUCCGGUCUACUAUCUCAGGCACUCAUUCAGAAGAAGGAGAUGGCCAACCGCAAAGCCAAACCGGCCUUUCACCCGAAUUGGAAGCUCUCGCGCGUCAUCUCGGGUCACUUGGGCUGGGUUCGAUGUGUCGCUGUGGAGCCAGGCAACAAAUGGUUUGCGACAGGUGCCGGUGACCGUAUGGUCAAGAUCUGGGACCUUGCGUCCGGCGAACUCAAGCUUUCGCUCACGGGACACAUUUCGACCGUCCGUGGCAUCGCUGUAUCGUCAAGGCACCCUUACCUGUUUUCUGCGGGCGAAGACAGAGUGGUCAAGUGCUGGGAUCUGGAGACAAACACUGUGAUCCGACAGUACCGUGGUCAUCUGUCUGGCAUCUACUCGCUGGCUCUGCAUCCAACGCUUGAUGUAGUGGUGACGGGAGGAAGGGACUCGUCGGUUCGCGUGUGGGAUAUGCGCACACGCAUGGCCAUCCACACGUUGACAGGGCAUCGUGGCACAGUUGCCUCUGUCGCCUGUCAAGACUCGGAACCGCAAAUCGUCUCCGGCUCCAUGGACGCGACCGUCAAGCUGUGGGAUCUGGCCGCCGGCAAGUCGAUCACGACGCUUACUCACCACAAGAAAAGCGUGCGUGCACUUGCCAUCCAUCCCACGCAGUAUACUUUUGCAUCUGGCAGCGCAGGAGGCAACAACAUCAAGACGUGGAGAUGUCCCGAGGGCACGCUGGUCAACAACAUGGCGCACGAUACGAUUGUCAACACGCUCAGCGUCAAUGCCGACGGUGUGCUCUUCAGCGGCGGUGACGACGGAAGCCUCAAGUUCUUUGACUAUGCGACGGGCACUCCGUUUCAAGCUGCUGAAGAUGUGCCGCAGCCGGGGUCUCUUGACGCAGAGGCUGGUGUGUUCUGCUCGACUUUCGAUCAGACUGGCACCCGUCUCAUCACGGGUGGUGCGGAUAAGACGAUCAAGAUCUACAAGGAGGUCUGA
This is a messenger RNA of Sporisorium graminicola, 1545 nucleotides long. RefSeq lists its product as uncharacterized. NCBI's taxonomy places the organism in Eukaryota, Fungi, Basidiomycota, Ustilaginomycetes, Ustilaginales, Ustilaginaceae. Gene Ontology annotation, cellular component: Prp19 complex; precatalytic spliceosome; catalytic step 2 spliceosome. Gene Ontology annotation, molecular function: protein binding. The coding region runs from base 1 to 1545 and encodes 514 amino acids. Gene Ontology annotation, biological process: mRNA splicing, via spliceosome. The record is from RefSeq and is a predicted model, not a curated record. The transcript has a single exon.